ACCUUCCACUCUUCACUUUGUUUUGUUCUUUCAUCUUGUUGUUGAUCAUGGAGUUGUCAUUUGCAAUUGAUAUGAUAAUUCCUAAACAAUUUAUCAGAGAUGGGGAGACAUUAAUUUCCUCAUCCCAAAGCUUUGAGCUAGGCUUCUUUUCUCUAGGAAACUCAAAAAACAGAUACUUGGGAGUCUGGUAUAAGAUUAGUCCUGAGACUAUUGUGUGGGUUGCAAACAGAAAAGACCCAAUUCCAGAUCGUCAAGGAGCCUUAACCAUCAGUGACAAUGGAAGUCUUGUACUUAUCAACCAAGAUAAGAGCAUUAUCUUGUCUUCAAACUCAUCCAGGGUGCCAGAAAAUCCAGUAGCACAACUUCUAGAUUCUGGAAACCUUGUUAUUAGGGACAGUAAUGACAUGAAUCCUGAAAACUAUAUGUGGCAGAGUUUUGACCACCCAUCAGACACAUUGUUGGAAGGCAUGAAGUUGGGAUGGAACUUAAAAACAAAAUUUGAGCGACAAUUGACCUCAUGGAAAAGUGAAGAUGAUCCAUCCCCUGGAGAAUUUAGCCUCAGCCUCAACAUUAGUGGGGUGCCUCAAUUAGUCAUCACAACGCCAUUGAAGAUAUCAGUCCGAAGUGGACCAUGGAAUGUUCUCCAGUUUGGUGGCAUUCCCCUGACGAGCAACAAGGUCUUCAAACCAGUGUUGGUGCACACAGAAUUUGAGCUGUAUUAUGCAUGGAAACCUUUUGACAAUAAAGUUAUCACACGAUUAUUGAUGAGCUCGUCAGGUCAUAUGCAGCGUCUUGUAUGGGAUGAGAGGAUCAGGGGAUGGAGUAUUGUGUUCUCUUGGCCGUAUGACAAGUGUGAUAAUUAUGCACAGUGUGGGGCUAAUGCUUACUGCAUAGCCAGCGAGACACUUGAGUGUAUGUGCUUGAAGGGGUAUGAAUCCAAAUCACAAGAUGAGUGGGACACACCAGACACUAAGAAAUGUGUCAAGAAAUCACCAACAGAAUCAGACUGCCGAAAUGGAGAAGGGUUUCUGAAGCUCGAGCGAAUGAAAUUGCCUGAGGUUAAUUGGUCAAACCAAAGUAUGAAUAUUAAGGAAUGUUAUGCAGAGUGCUUGAAGAACUGUUCCUGCAGGGCUUAUGCAGCCUUAAAUGAGGGUGAAGGAAGUAGUGGCUGCUUGAUGUGGUUUACUGACCUAAUUGAUAUGAAACUAUGCUCCACAAGAUUCAAAUGGGGACAGGAUAUAUUUAUGCGAGUCCCCGCUUCAGAACUAGCUAAGGAAUUGAGUAAGAAGAAAAUAAUAAAGAUCAUUGUGUCGGUCUCGACUGUUUCUAGCAUCCUUAUAUUUGGACUUGUAUCCUGGAAAAUUUGGAAGAAAAAGAACAAAGGUAAUGAAGAGGUUCAAACUUUAAUUGUCCUGGAGAACAAGGAGGACACAGAAGUGCCUAUAUUUAAUUUUGCAACACUAGCUGCUGCAACUAACUAUUUCUCUAAUGCCAGCAUGAUUGGCCAGGGUGGAUUUGGUCCUGUUUACAAGGGAAAAUUUUCAGAUGAACUGGAAAUUGCAGUGAAGAGGCUUUCCAAACAGUCAGGACAGGGUCUUGAAGAAUUCAAGAAUGAGGCAUCUAUAAUUGGGAAACUUCAACACAGGAAUCUUGUUGCACUUAUUGGAAUCUGCACUGAAGGAGAUGAAAGGAUGCUGAUCUACGAGUAUAUGCCCAAUAAAAGCUUGGAUUAUUUUAUUUUUGAUCGUGAAAGAAGGAAACUAUUGUCCUGGCAAAAACGCUUUGAAAUUAUUAUUGGGAUUGCAAGAGGACUUCUCUACCUCCACCAAGAUUCCAAACUGCAAAUAGUUCACAGGGAUCUGAAGACCAGCAAUAUCUUGUUAGACAGUGACAUGAAUCCAAAAAUUUCAGAUUUUGGGUUGGCAAGGAUUUUUAAAAGUGAUGCAAAAGAGGUGAACACAAAGAGAGUUGUUGGAACAUAUGGCUACAUGUCUCCGGAGUAUGCCACUGAUGGCACAUUUUCAUUCAAAUCAGAUGUUUAUAGCUUUGGAGUGCUUUUGAUGGAGAUAAUAAGUGGAAGAAGGAAUAGAGGAUUCCAUCACUUUGAGCACCAUCACAAUCUUCUGGGACACGCCUGGCUGCUGUGGAAUGAUGGAAGGGCCCUGGAACUAAUGGAUAAGUAUUUAGAACAGUCUUUCAUUGAGUCUCAAGUCCGAAGAUGCAUUCAAGUGGGUUUACUAUGUGCUCAAAAAUUCCCAGAGAACAGGCCAGAAAUGUCCUCUGUAGUUUUCAUGUUGGCAAAUGAAGAGGUUGUGCUGCCUCAGCCUAGAGAGCCAGGUUUCUUCACAGAAAGAGGUUUCAGCACAGAUACAUCAUCAAGUAAAGAUAAAUCUUUUACAGGAAAUGCUUUGAGUGUAACUGUAGAGGAAGGCAGAUAGAUUUUCUUGCCCCAGUUUAGUACUGUUUUCCGGUUGGGGCAUUCCUGUAAUCAUGCAGAUACUUUUUCUCCGUUCAUUUAAAUUUUAAGUCUUUCCAAAUGUGUAACUCCGGAUAAGGCCAUGAAGCAGGAGGAAUACCUUUUCUACAGAAAGCAACAAGUCAACAUGUCUUCUUCUCAAUGAGAUCAAAGUCUUCAAGCAGUGGAGCCAUCAAAACAUUAAGAUUGACAAAUGUCCUGCAGGCUUUGAUUUGGGUGCUUUCAAGGUUUUAUAUAUUUUCAUGCCAACAUCAGUGGCCGGUCGUGAUGGUAUACAUUCCCCAACAAUAGGCAAAAGACAAGGCAUAUGGUGUCUCAUUCUAGGACAAUUUUACAAAUUGAGAGGUUAAAAUAUAAUUUUUCGAAUCGAAUUCGAGU
This is a messenger RNA of Mangifera indica (mango), 2854 nucleotides long. RefSeq names its product G-type lectin S-receptor-like serine/threonine-protein kinase At4g27290. The coding region runs from base 48 to 2438 and encodes 796 amino acids. The record is from RefSeq and is a predicted model, not a curated record. Gene Ontology annotation, biological process: protein phosphorylation; recognition of pollen. NCBI's taxonomy places the organism in Eukaryota, Viridiplantae, Streptophyta, Magnoliopsida, Sapindales, Anacardiaceae. The transcript has 7 exons. Gene Ontology annotation, molecular function: protein serine/threonine kinase activity; ATP binding.